Molecule: messenger RNA, 1219 nt
Organism: Bursaphelenchus okinawaensis
Lineage: Eukaryota; Metazoa; Nematoda; Chromadorea; Rhabditida; Aphelenchoididae
Source: the annotation of a GenBank genome assembly
AUGGUCAACCUAACAAGACUGUCAAUUUUAAUUUCAUGCCUAUUAGCUGUGUCAUUGGCAUGGGAUCAGGCCCAUAUCACUGGACAUUUCUAUUGUUCCGUUUGGGGCCACAAACAAUGGAUCCCAAGUAGUACGCACUUGAGUUUCUGGGACAAAGGUCGCAUCUUUGACAAUGUUGUGGAGUGAGUUUGAAAUUAAAAAAAAUUUUUUGUAGUAAGUUACUGUAUUAACCAUAGCCUACUCUAAGAAAGGCAUAAAGUAGUGACCUAAACUUUGAGGUAGAGUUAAGAUAGAAUAACCAAUAGAAAAAGACAAAGCAAGCCUAAAGGUAAGGCUGGGGCUAGUUAGAUAUUAGAAACAAAACGUGUUAUCAGAGUUGGCAACAGGGCGGGUCAUUGACAAUUUUCUAUGUCCUGCCCUGUGCUCUGAUAUGCCCAGGACAUUCGAGUUGCGUGCCCUGCCCUGCUCUAUUACCGAUUAAAAAUAAAUGCCCUAUGCCUUGUUCUAGGACAGGUCACAAAACACCCUACGUGUAAGCCCAGUCCUACAAUCGGACCGGGCCGGUCUUAAGCUUAGGCCAAGUCUUAUAUGGUAAAUGAGUUCGUCUUUGGUUCUUACCGUAGAGCAGGUCAAGCUAAUGCUAAGACUUUGGGCUAGAGUAUGAGCUAAGGCUUUGAGCAAGGGUUUAAGCUAGGGCUCAAGAUAAGGCUUAAGCUAUGUCAUGCUAGAGCUCAAGUUGUUACGCUAGGCUCAAGCUAAAGCUCAAGUUAAGGCUCAAGCUAAGACACAAGCUAGGGCUCAAGCUAGGUCAAGCUAAGCUCAAGCUAGGGCUCAAACUAGAACUCAAGCUAGGGCUCAAGCUAGGUCAAGCUAGGCUCAAGCUAAGACUCAAGCUUAGAACUCAAGCUAGGGCUCAAGUUAGGUCAAGCUAAGCUCAAGCUAGAGCUCAAAUUAGGACUCAAGCUAGAGCUCAAGCUAGAUCAACGUGGAGCUUAUCUCUUUUUUCUUUUUUAAAAAAACAUUUUUCAGAGAAUUCGACCUGGAUAACAAGAACCAAACCAUAGAUCUUGUCAUUUCUAACGGUAUCUAUGGUUUGAACCCAUACCUGACUAUUACCCAUUACUGUAAUGCCGAUAAUGAUCAAGUAAAGCACGUUGAGAAGCUGAAACUUGGAGAGAACUAUCUUGGAAACUAUGAUUUGGCAAAGGCUUUAAAUUAA